Molecule: messenger RNA, 880 nt
Organism: Mycetomoellerius zeteki
Lineage: Eukaryota; Metazoa; Arthropoda; Insecta; Hymenoptera; Formicidae
Product: zinc finger matrin-type protein 2
Exons: 5
Coding region: 89-682 (197 amino acids)
Biological process (GO): mRNA splicing, via spliceosome
Cellular component (GO): spliceosomal complex; U4/U6 x U5 tri-snRNP complex
Molecular function (GO): nucleic acid binding; zinc ion binding
Source: RefSeq, a predicted model, not a curated record
CUGUGACAGAAAGAAGAAGUGAAAUAGAUAUAUGCGUGUUAACCUCGUAUAAAUAUUUUGUUUUUGUGAAAAGGAAAAUAAUGCAAACAUGUCUAUGCGACCUGAUGAUCACCGAAGGAAAUGGAAUCGGGAAGAAUAUGAAAGGAUUGCACUUCAAAGACUUCAAGAUGAGAUUGCAGAGGAAGAAUUAGGAAUUCCCAAGCAGCCAGCUGUUAAAAGAGAAUUGCUAAAGCAAAGAGAUUAUAAAGUUGAUCUCGAAUCUAAACUAGGAAAAAGUGUCGUUAUCAAUAAAAAUACGCCAUCAUCACAAACCGGAGGAUACUACUGCAAUGUUUGCGACUGUGUUGUCAAAGAUUCAAUUAAUUUCUUGGACCAUAUCAAUGGGACAAAACAUCAACGUAAUCUUGGUAUGUCCAUGAAGAUAGAGCGAUCUACAUUGGAUCAGGUUAAGGCAAGAUUUGCACAAAACAAAAAGAAACUUGAAGAAAAAAAGAAAGAUUAUGAUUUGGAACAAAGAGUGAAGGAGCUGAAGGAAGAGGAAGAAAAAAUCAAAGAGUAUAGAAAGGAGAAGCGAAAGGAUAAGAAGAGGAAGAUUGAGGAAUUGUCCGAGGAUGACGCAGGACCUUCUGAUGAAAUGGCCGCAAUUAUGGGAUUCUCUGGCUUCGGCUCGAAAAAAAAGUGACAAAUUGCAGUGGUCGAACGUUCAUGAGCAAUUACUUGAAGAAGAAAAUAUUCUUUGAAGAAGGUCGCGACCGAAUCAUAUAGAUAUAUGAUUUGAAGACAAGUGAAAACAAAUAGGUGACAAAUAGUUUUAAUUCUAAAUCUUUGGAACUAAGGAUACGAUUUGUGAAUGUUUACAAUGAUUUUUUAUUUUUCCAUC